Symbiodinium necroappetens is the source of this 969-nucleotide messenger RNA. The record is from the annotation of a GenBank genome assembly. Lineage: Eukaryota; Dinophyceae; Suessiales; Symbiodiniaceae.
AUGGCUGUCGAGUCUCGGGCGUUCCAGAGCCUUUCGACCAUCAUCGUAAGUUUGGUGGCCACUUCAAUUCCAGCUGGUCUUGCUCUGGCUGGUGGCUUUCUGUGGACAACACGUGUGGAGUGGGCUUGGACGCUUCUCGGAGCCGUUCUCUUGGACACUUGUGUCUUGCAGCUGAAGGGCCUUCUUCAGCAGCCGCGGCCUGUCCAGCAUGCUGCCUACGUGCUACCGUCUGAGGGCCCGUUUGGCAUGCCGUCGGAGCAUGCUGCGUUCGCAGGCUUUUUGCUUGGGCAGCUGCAUGCCAGGGGCAAAAAUGGAAGGCCUGGUACAGUAAGUCUGCAGCGUAAGUUGUGCCACAUGGCGCCAUGCACUUCAAAGCCACCUUCCAGUGACUAUCGAUGGUGGGGAAAUGACUGCCCUACGGAGAAGCCUGGUCUCGCACACUGUGUGACUGUGAUUGCAGAGCACAGCUGCGGGAAGCUUCUAGGAGGCAAGAAUGCUGGCUUGUCAGCUGCACAGGAGAGGCGAGUUUACACGAGGCUCAUCAGCAACCUCGGAAAGCGGCGGCAGCCGGCGCAGGCUGUACAGGCAUUGAGAGAAAUGCAGCAAAAUGGCAUCAAGCCAGACAAGUCUGUCUACAAUGCGCUGGUCGCGGCCUGCAUCAACUGCCAAUGUCGUGAUUCCGCUCUGAACGUAUUCGAAGAGAUGCGCGACGCAGGUUUCGAGCUUGACGAGGAGAUCCGCUAUGAUCUCAUAAGCUUGUGCGGCUUCGCCCAAGACUGGAAGAAAUCGCUUGAACUUUUGCAACAGCUCCGAGAUACUGGCACUGUACCCAAGGAGAAUUCCUACUGCAGCGUUGUGAGAGUCUGUUGCCGGUGCAAGCAGUACCCCACGGUGCUGAAGUUGCUUACCGAGAUGGAAGCAUACGGCCUAGGAGUUUGCGCAGUGUUUGCCUACGCAGCCCGGGCCUAA